Messenger RNA from Rhododendron vialii, 1164 nucleotides. RefSeq lists its product as uncharacterized. The transcript is spliced from 2 exons. Lineage: Eukaryota; Viridiplantae; Streptophyta; Magnoliopsida; Ericales; Ericaceae. Bases 1 to 1164 code for a protein of 387 amino acids. The record is from RefSeq and is a predicted model, not a curated record.
AUGGCAGAUGAUGCUGAUGGAGGACUUGUGGUACCUAACCCCCUCCCUCUCAACUCACACUUUGCCCCCACAGCGUACACUACACCGUCAUGUGUACGACUACCUGCCAUCACGGCUAACAACUAUGAGAUUAAGCCUGGGAACGCCAAACAUUGGCUUAGUACUUUGCCAACUAAUUCUAUAACAUCGUGGGCGCAAAUGAGUGCGGCAUUCCUUAAGAAAUUCUUCCCCAUAGGAAAAACACUCAGACUUCGGCAAGAGAUUACCACUUUCCAACAAGCUGAGAAUGAACAGUUCUAUGAGGCUUGGGAGAGAUAUGGGGAUCUCAUUCGUAAGUGUCCGCACCAUGACAUACCUAAGUGGCAAUUAGUACAGAGUUUUUAUUCUGGGCUGCAUCCGCAGCAUCGUGUGAUGGUUGAUGCCUCAUGUGGAGGCUCUGUGAUGGUUAAGAAUGAAGAGGAUGCCUGGCAGUUAUUUGAAACUAUGAGCGAAGGGUCCCUGCAAAAUGUUUCUUUUGAGAGCAGAACUAAGUCAGUCAUUACUGGUUCUGAUAAGCCACGAGGCAUGUAUGAGAUUAAACCAUCUCAUGACCUCCAAUCUAAAGUGGAUGCACUGACUGAGAAAGUUGAACAGCUUCUCACCAAGGAAUUGGCCACCUCACAGCCUCCACCUUAUCAGGAGGCAUGUUCUUUAUGUGCUAGUCCGGCCCAUUAUAUUGUUGACUGUCCUGCAGCACCACAAUUCCCUUUGUUUGUGCAAGAACAGGUUAAUGCUGCACAAGGGUAUGCCAAUGCGCAGGGUUUCUCCAAACCGGGUAAUGAUCCUUUUUCCACUACUUAUAACCAGGGAUGGAGCAAACAUCCCAAUUUCUCAUGGAAGACGGAACACCAGGGUAAUAGUUUUGCCCAGCAGCCUAGGCCAUUCAACAUGCAGUUUAACCCUACGGCCUAUCUCUCACAGAAUCAGCAGCAAGCACAUCCCCAAUCCUCGCGGGAUCCAUCCUUUGAGGAAAAGGUGCUACAAGCGCUUGGUAGACUAAAUGACACCCAACAACAAGUGCGCACCAACACACAGUCCAUCGCAAGGUUAGAGACCCAAGUGGGUCAAAUAGCCAAUGCACUCAAUCGUAGGGAAGAAGGUAGGUUGCCCAGUCAGCCUGUCUAA